Messenger RNA from Vanderwaltozyma polyspora DSM 70294, 1182 nucleotides. It is a transcript of the gene STB1, whose product is annotated as Stb1p. Bases 1 to 1182 code for a protein of 393 amino acids. NCBI's taxonomy places the organism in Eukaryota, Fungi, Ascomycota, Saccharomycetes, Saccharomycetales, Saccharomycetaceae. The record is from RefSeq and is a predicted model, not a curated record. The transcript has a single exon.
AUGAUGUCACCAGAGAAGGAACGUGAAUUGACUUCUAAAAUAUUAGAAAGGGCACAAUUAGCUCAAAUGACCCGUCAAUUAAAGUUAGGAUUGAGUAAGGUUCCAACCAAGAAAAAAUCUAAUGACAAAUCAAAUAGUAUUGUAUUACCAGCCACUAGCGAUGAUGAAGAUGAAGAGAAAGAAAGAGAGAUGAAAAGUAGAAAAAGGACUAGUGAUGCUGCUACAAUUAAGGAUGCUAUUACUAGGAUAUCACCUCUCAAAAAACCGUUGCUCAAAGAUUCCGGUGAACUAAACGUAUCUCCUUUGAAAGAUUACCAUAGACCCAGUACGCCUCCAAGAGUACCACCAUCAUCAUCUUCAUCUGCAAUUAAUGAAAACUUCAACAAUGAAAAGAAUUCAAAACUAGAGCCACCAUCAACACCAAAAGCUGCAGUUACGGCUCCGGUUCUGCUUACAGGAAACACUAAUCGUCUGCUUGUAACACCUAAGGCAAACGUUGUUAAUAUAACAGGAAAGACACCUGGCGGUCAAUCUAAUAACAAUAAUGAUAAUGAUGUUGCCGCCGAUUUGUUAAUGUAUCUAGCCACAAGUCCUUAUGUUUCAAGCAAGGGAAAUUAUGAUAAAGUGUUAUCGACGCCUUCCAUGUCAAUUAACAUGUCAAGUUCUCAUGGCCCUUAUGACAGAGAAGCUGAUGGUGCUAUUCGAUUCUCGCACAUGAAGCCUUCUAUUUCAUCUCCACAGUCCACAUUUAAGACAGCUCCAUUAGAUUAUACUGCUGGCGGAACUGUUCCUUUUACUGAUGUUUUGAUGGAUUCACCUACAAUUUUUAUGACAAAAUCACCACCUCAAAGGAAGAAGAAUAAUGGUCAAAACAAUAAUUUAAAUACAGACACAAUACAUAGCUCCAAUGUUCCAAGUACUCCAUCUAGAGAACUACGCUCCUCAGUAGGAUCUGUUGCAUUUUUAAAGACUCCAAAUUUUAACAUGUUUGAUUAUGUCCACACUCUUUUCAGUCCAUCACCUAGGGUUAAUAUGUCUGCUGGGAAUGCAGUCUCACCUGGACCACCAGAAUCAUCUGGAAGUAACCUAUCCUUCUCAGGCAAAGAUGAUAUUCACCACAUCGAAGAUGUUUCUGAAAGUUCAGAAAAGGACAUACUAACUUCAGAAGAAACAGCUAAAUGA